AUCACAUGACAGUUAAUAUGGCGACGUACACAAUUUCCAUAGCCGUAAAAAUUUUCUUUCUUUUUCAAGUUGUAACAGUAAUUGCUUAUCCAUUUAAAGAGGACUAUAUAACUCAAAAAUUAGAUCACUUUAAUAAUCAGGAUCUUCGCUAUUUCAAACAGCGAAUUCUUAUACAAGGUGAAUAAAUCAAUUCCGUUUCGAUUUCUUCUGUAAUUAAUCUUGAUAAUCCUUAUCAGACAAAUGGUGGGGAACUUCCUCAUCUCCCGUAUUUUUCUAUACUGGAAAUGAGGGGAAUAUCGAACAAUUUUGGAAUAACACAGGUUUUGUGUUCGAUAUCGCACCGAAAUUUAAUGCUCUAGUAGUGUUUGCUGAACAUGUAAGAUGGCAAGUCUAUAAUUCAUUUAUAUUUAUAAAACUACACUUCUUUUAGCGUUACUAUGGCAAAUCAUUACCAUUUGGACCAGUAGACAGCUUCACUUCAGAUAAUGUUGGCUAUCUGAGUAUCAAUCAGGUUUUAGCCGAUUUUGCCCUUAUUAUUACCAGCGUUAAGAGGAAGCUAAACAUUAAGGCACCAGUGAUCUCCUUCGGUGGUAGCUAUGGGGGAAUGUUGACCGCUUACCUGAAACUAAAAUAUCCGGGUAUAAUACAAGGAGGAAUUGCAGCUAGCGCUCCCGUUUUAUCUAUUGUUAAUCCAACUUACAGAGAUAGAUAUUUUUUCCAAAGUGUUACUAAAUCGUUUGCUGAUGAAGGAUGCGCUGAUAAAAUCAGAACAACUAUAAAGCAUAUUACUAUCAAGAAAGAUUACGCAGUUAUCUCUAACAAAUUUAACCUCUGCAAACCUCUAACUGAUGAGGCUGGUUUAAAUCAGUUUUUAGGUUGGAUAAGAAACGCUUUUGUAACAAUUGCGAUGGUAAAUUAUCCUUAUCCUGCCUCUUUCUUGGGAAAUCUACCAGGAUUCCCAGUCAAAAAAUCCUGUGAUAUAAUAUCAAAAGAGUUUUCUGUAAACCCUUACGAUGGGCUUGCUCAAGUAGUUUCUAUGCUAUACGGUGACAAACAAUGCCAUGAUAUUUACAAGGAAUACGUUGCGUGCUCGGAUACUAGCGGCUGCGGUGUAGGUAAUGAUGGAUUAGCCUGGGACUAUCAGGCUUGCACUGAAUUACUGUCUCCAGGUGGAACGAAUUCGAAAACUGAUAUGUUUGCUGAUAUGCCAUUUACUAUGGAUGAUAGGAAGAAUUACUGCAGUCAACGAUGGAAUGUGACUGAUUGGAGUACUUUUAACGAAAUUGAUUUUGGAAUGGAAAGUAUAAAUCAAACGUCGAAUAUAAUAUUUUCUAAUGGAAACUUGGAUCCGUGGCAUGGUGGCGGUGUAAGGAUUUUUUAUGAUAUAUAUAGAAUACUCUUGCGUUUUUAUCGUUCUUUUUUUUGCUUUCUCCAGGUUUUAUAUAGCAUAAAAGAUCGAUUAAUUUCUUUAAUAGUAAUCGGUGGCGCCCAUCAUCUCGAUUUAAGAGGUCAAAAUCCUUUGGAUCCACCGUCCGUUAGACAAGUACGCAAGAUGGAAGAGCAUUAUAUAGAGAAGUGGAUCAGAGAAUACUAAGAAAAGAAGAUAAUAUUUUAACUAUACAAUUUCACGAAUAAAAAGACCCUUAAGAAAUUAUACAUAUACCAUAUACUAAUAUAUAUAUUAUUAUACUUGGGAUAACAUAAGCAAUAGAUGGCGUCGCGAAAAAGCGUUUAAUUCAAUACUUAAACAUUCGCAAAUUGCCUUCGAAUGCAAUCACAUUUACAUACUCAAAAUCCUUAUUUGCAUAUAUAUAUAUAAUUGAUUGUUAUUAAAAAAUCUCAAUU
This is a messenger RNA of Dimorphilus gyrociliatus, 1845 nucleotides long. NCBI's taxonomy places the organism in Eukaryota, Metazoa, Annelida, Polychaeta, Dinophilidae. The record is from the annotation of a GenBank genome assembly.